CGAUGACUGCCAGCCCAUCUUCAGUUCAUAUAAUUUAGUAUUUGACUCGCCGACAUGCUCGUUGCCCCUCGCUGCCCCGCCCCCUUUUCCAUCUCGCUUAAUUCGCUCCUGCUAUCAUUCGUCAAUGAACAUUUCAAGUUGUUCUCUUUCUUGUACCUUGUGAAUACAUUCGAAUCCCAAAUUUUAAUUCUCAAAUGGAGCAGUAUUUCGUAGCAAAGAUGAAGGCCAACAUAGUAGAACUUUGACUCCAUGUUCAAUCAUACUUUUUGAUCAGCGGAUCGAGUUAUCAAUCAAAUUCCUAUAAUCACUCUGUAUUUCAUCAGCUAGACUAUCGAUCAACAGUUCGCAGAUCGAUGCAAACAUUUCUAUUCCUAUCUACCCACUUCAUCCCCCUUUCUACUCGCGGACUAAAGAUCACUGGGUACUCCUUACAACAGAGACUGAGAAAAGCUCCCGACAACCGCAACUCCGAAUCACAAACCCUUACACCGCAACACACCUCGGCAUCGAGCCUCACUGAAUCUCCAAAUCCUCCCGAACACAGCCACGAUUCCCAUCCCCCUCGCACGGAAAAUACCCACCUGCCAACAAACGAGCUCCUCCCUCCCAUUGGCCACCAUAUCGUACACAGAAAAUCCAAACCUUCCGUAACACAUUCCACCGUACAAACACCUUCCUCUUCCCUUCCUUACCGUCGCUGCUAUUCCAUCCUGGUCUGCUUCCGGAAACAGGUACAAACCCGACAUCACAGAUACCUGGCCUCCACCAAUCUCGUUCCACACCAACGCAGUGUCACACAACACAAUCUGCUGCACGAAAUACACAUCAAUCUAUCGAAAACAGAUGCACCCCACGGCUCAAAAAUCCAGUUUAGGGGCCACCGGUAGAUAUUCCUCCGUGAAGAUAUUUUUAGCUUCCCAUUCACUUGUCGAAGUCAGGUUAUUUGAAUUUGGAAUUAUCCCACAUGUGAGAGGUAGAGGCGCAGUUUUCUUUUUCCCGACGACUAGGCUAGACUGCUGUAGUAAGGAGGGUGGAUGGCGGGCCGCUUGACGGGACGCGAUGGUGGAGGGAGGGGUUGUGAUAAUUUUAGGGGCU
Messenger RNA from Mollisia scopiformis, 1095 nucleotides. RefSeq lists its product as uncharacterized. The transcript has a single exon. The coding region runs from base 354 to 887 and encodes 177 amino acids. NCBI's taxonomy places the organism in Eukaryota, Fungi, Ascomycota, Leotiomycetes, Helotiales, Mollisiaceae. The record is from RefSeq and is a predicted model, not a curated record.